Anopheles coustani is the source of this 1732-nucleotide messenger RNA. RefSeq lists its product as uncharacterized. The record is from RefSeq and is a predicted model, not a curated record. The transcript has 2 exons. Lineage: Eukaryota; Metazoa; Arthropoda; Insecta; Diptera; Culicidae. The coding region runs from base 1 to 1692 and encodes 563 amino acids.
AUGUCCUUUCUACGGACGUUUCGUUCAAACCUGAUCCUCAGUACCGCCCCACCCGGGAACGAUCGUACGAUGCGAAACGGUUCGUCCAACGUGAAGGCAGCGACGGCGGCGGGCACGACAAAAACGACGUCUUCCAGCGGGACGCGCAAACAUUCAACAAGUGGUCGAGGUACGAUGGAAGAUGCCGGCGAUGGCUCGGAUCGUGCCCACAGUGGGAGGCGGGCGAGUUCAGCCACACUGCAGGGUCGCAACGGUGCUAAACACAGCUCGUCCUCGUCCGGCAGUGGACGAUAUGGUAAAGAAAAUCCGGCCCCGAUCGUGGUGUAUCUGGAUAAACAGCAACAUCAGCAUCAUGACGAGAGGAAACAGCCGGCAAGCAUCCUGCGUACGAAUACGUUCACGAAGCACGACGACGAGCAGGAGCAGAGGAGUCGGAAUGCGAUCACCAGAAGUGACACGUUUACCAUUAACGAGUCCAGCGAUGAGACGUUGGUGGACAGUAAUACCUAUUCCCGACAUGGAACAUCAGCAGUGCCUGUUACUAGGGAUGUGUUUGAACCUUUGUACGCAAAAAACAUUGAGCUGAGCUCGCAUGAGCGACUUCCGGUGGUGGUGGACUCUCGUACCUAUCGCAAGAAAUCCCUCAAGUCGUCCAAACCCGUCCAGAAGGUCGAAAGCUUCAUCAAACGCUUCGAGCGAACGCUGUUCAGCAAAUCGAACUCCGGUGGUGACGCACCGAAAGGGCGCAAGAACUCCAGUGCCACCUCGGAGGUUGGCGGAACCGGUGGACCACGGUUUCGCGACGUCGGCAUCAACUGCAAGUUGGACGAAGAGGAGAAGUUUCGGGCGAAGCUGGAAGCGAUGCGGAGAUCACGGCAAGACUCGCGCGACUCACUCGUAAGCCAACGUGACGAUCGCCGCCGUAGUCAGUCGCCCACGAAGCGAUUGUUGGAGCGUGGUUCCACCUACGAUCGCCUAUCGGCCUCGUCGCACUCGAACGGAGUCGUCGUGUUGCCGCUGAAGGAAGAUCAGGGAAGUGCCAGUCCAUCGCCACCGCCCGAGGGGGGUAUGGGAACGCGCGGUUCUACCCUAUUACGUCAGACUGAGAGCAGCUUCCUGAAGAGUCGCCAGAAGGAGAUUGAGAUGGGCUACAGUGUGGUGAACAAACGGCAGUCGGGUUCACUGUCAUUGCCCGGGGGAUCUCCGGAACGGGGCAAGGUGAACAGUGGAACCUGGCGUACAUCCCGAGCCGUAGGGUACACGGACGAUGAAGUACAGCCAAGAGAUCGACAGUACACCACCGCUCGGGGCAGUGCAUCGCGUGAGGAUUACCCCGGUGACCGUGAGGAUCAGAACUCACUGUACGUACGUUAUCCCUUUCGAACGGACACGUAUCGCACGCUGAAAGAAGAGUACGAUGAAAAGCAACAUCAACGUCAGCACACGUCCAGACCGACUAAGCCAAUAGGAAUAGCCAGUCCGCGGAUGAAUGAAGCACGCCCGGGAGACAGAAGCCCGGAACCGAUGUCAAGGAAGGAUUCGCUACCGACUGAUCUGCCGAAGUACACGUUUGGUACGGAACAGUUGCAACAGCGUCGAAGUCGGUUUCAACAGUUCCAAAAGUCGUUCCAGAAGAUGGACGAUAGCGCGUCGGAAGUAUCCGUUCAGCAGAGCUUCUUUGUGCCCAUCUAAGAAAAUGGUUUGCGCCUAGUGGGACGCACGAGCGAGCCGU